AUGUUUCGCGACGCACAUGCAUUCAUCUCGCAGUGCGAUGUUUGUCAGAGGAGAGGAAAGAUCAGCAAACGACAUGAGAUGCCACAGAAUUUCAUCCUUGAGGUUGAAGUAUUCGACUGCUGGGGUAUCGAUUUCAUGGGUCCUUUUCCCUCUUCUUAUGGGAACAAGUACAUCCUGGUUGCUGUUGAUUAUGUCUCAAAGUGGGUCGAAGCCAUUGCCAGUCCCACCAACGAUUCUUCAGUGGUCCUUAAGAUGAAGCAUGGAGUUCAUCAUCGAGUUGCAACUCCUUAUCACCCUCAGACAAGUGGACAGGUCGAAGUGUCGAAUCGUCAGAUCAAAGAGAUUCUGGAGAAGACAGUGGGUAAAACUCGAAAGGAUUGGGCUGCGAAGUUGGACGAUGCACUCUGGGCGUACAGGACAGCAUUCAAAACACCUCUAGGCACCACACCUUUCCACCUGCUCUAUGGAAAGCCCUGUCAUCUUCCAGUGGAGAUUGAACACAAGGCAGCCUGGGCGAUAAAGCUGAUGAAUUUCGACAUCAAGUCUGCUGCAGAGAGGCGACUGAUACAGCUGAAUGAGUUGGACGAAAUCAGGCACCAUGCCUAUGAGAAUUCGAAGUUGUACAAAGAGAGGACCAAGGCGUAUCAUGAUUCAAAAAUCCUCUCUAGGCAAUUCGAACCGAAUGAUCAGGUUCGCCCCUAUGGCGCUCUCGUCCUCCUCACACCAGAUGGUAGCAGAGAGUUCACAGUGAAUGGACAAAGAGUGAAGCACUACUGGGCCAAAGCUGAGAUUCCGGAUGGACAUAUCGUACCUCUGGAUGGUGCACCUCCUGCCUGA
This is a messenger RNA of Eutrema salsugineum, 837 nucleotides long. RefSeq lists its product as uncharacterized. The coding region runs from base 1 to 837 and encodes 278 amino acids. Gene Ontology annotation, biological process: DNA integration. NCBI's taxonomy places the organism in Eukaryota, Viridiplantae, Streptophyta, Magnoliopsida, Brassicales, Brassicaceae. Gene Ontology annotation, molecular function: nucleic acid binding. The record is from RefSeq and is a predicted model, not a curated record. The transcript is spliced from 3 exons.